AUGAAUAUUCCUAGUAUGAGUGUCAUAGAUCCCUCACUUGAAUUAAUCGAUCCAACACCAGAUAUUCAUGAUUUAUUUAUGGAAUUUAAUACUAGAUUUUUCGGAGGAGCAUUAGCGUGCUGCGAAGUGAAAUGGAGUCCAAGAAUGUACAGUUGUGCCGGGAUUUGUUCCUAUGAAGUUCGCGGUGGGCGCGGUGGCUUGUGCUCAAUCCGGUUGAGCAAACCACUCCUGACACUCAGACCUAGAAAGGAUUUAGUGGAAACUUUGUUGCACGAAAUGAUUCACGCCUUCUUAUUUGUAAAGGAGAGAAAUCGUGAUAGAGAUGGGCACGGGCCACAUUUUCAAUCUCAUAUGCACCGAAUUAACAAAGAAGCGGGCACGAACAUCACCAUUUAUCACAGUUUUCAUCAAGAAGUUGCUAUGUACAAAACACAUUGGUGGAGGUGUAACGGUAUGUGCAAGAAUAAGCGACCGUUUUAUGGAUAUGUUAAGCGCUCAAGUAACCGUGAACCAGGUCCGAACGAUUUGUGGUGGGCUCAGCAUCAAGCAAGCUGUGGGGGAAAAUUCAUCAAAAUCAAAGAGCCGGAAAGUUAUGGUCAGAAGAAAAAACGAAGCAAAGAACCAGUGAAAAAUUUCUCACCUCCUGUUCAAAAGAAUACGUUAGAUAAUUAUUAUGUGGCAGCUGGAAAACCAACGAGGAAUAGUAAAACUACUCUAACGAAGGUUUUGAAUAAGAAAAAGGACCUUGUGAUAUUCGGUGGAACUGGAAAAAAGCUGGGAGGAGAUAGGACUGCGCAAAGCGUAGUAUCUGAUCGUCUUCCGAAAUCAAACGACCUUCCGAGAAAGCACAAUCCAACGAAGAUUGAGGUCAUUGUACUUGACGACAGUGAUGAGGAACGAAGUUCAAGCUCUCAAACUAAAAUGAUUAAAAAAUCUGAUGCAAAGAAAUCAGAUUCUCCUGAAAUUUAUGUCGAUUGCGAUGAUCUUGAAGUUUCUUUCGUUGUUCCUGGUUUGCCAGGUAGUGCGCAAAUGAUCAUAUGCCCAUCUUGUAACACAGAAGUAGCUGAGGAGCUUAUAAAUGCCCAUUUGGACAAUUGCCUCGCCUGA
This is a messenger RNA of Caenorhabditis bovis, 1107 nucleotides long. Lineage: Eukaryota; Metazoa; Nematoda; Chromadorea; Rhabditida; Rhabditidae. The record is from the annotation of a GenBank genome assembly.